Molecule: messenger RNA, 3877 nt
Organism: Bursaphelenchus xylophilus (pine wood nematode)
Lineage: Eukaryota; Metazoa; Nematoda; Chromadorea; Rhabditida; Aphelenchoididae
Source: the annotation of a GenBank genome assembly
AUGUUAGGCCGCGGCUCAGAAUUAUCAUAUGCACGGCCUCCGUUGGCACAUCGCACUUCAUCUUUUGGUACGUUCAAAAACUUUUUUUACAUAAACAUUUACCCUUCUGAAGCCGUUUAAAAUUCACUUUCCUAAUAGCCAAGCCAAGCGGCGCGCUAGAUAAUUUACGUUGCGAUAAUUCCCCUCGCUUCAACGCUUGAAUGGGAAUUUUUACAAGCCCAAAUCCCGGGAUGACCUUUCCUCUGCCCUCGGAUCUCCAAAGCAAACUCCGAAAAUUACAAAAAACGCGUUGUAAGGGCUUCGGAUAAUUUUUGGUCUCCUACUUUUUGGGGUUUAUUUUGUAAACAGCGAGCCGGCAGAGAGCAAUGUUUGGAAUGUUUCGGAGGAAACCAAAGGAUGAGAGGGCUAAGAGUAAGUGCGCGGGGUUAAAAAUUGGCCAUGAUGCAUUUAAAUUUGCCAUAUGUCCUAUUUAUCGGUCUGUCGGGAAAAUAAUGAGUGCAGCGUCGCUGCGCCGAUCGGGUUGCUGAAGUGAAAAAAAUUUUGAUUUCACCACGGAAAAAAUUCAUUUUUCUCGACGGCGAUGCGAUUUUUGAUGCGACAGAAUGCUCAUUAUUUCCCAGACAGACUGAUAUGACACUACAAAAAUAUCUUUUAUUCUUGUGGAAUUUGGGGUACAAAACUCUGCAAAGCGGCCCCUUGUUUCCAAAAAUUGAAGCGUUCUCGUUUCUCAAUUCCCUAGGGACCUUAUACAAUAUCAAAAAAGCUCGGUAAAAUAUAUUGAGGUUAUAUCGCUUCAAUAUAGACAACCCUUCUAAUUAUGACUAUAUAAAGCGUACCGUUGCGCAGAAACUUUUACUUACCUCGCUAGCCUAGUUAUUUUAUCUGGCUCGGAAUACCGUUUUUACUGGAUGAUCAGAAAACAGAGUCAGCGGACGUAUGUUGUGAGGAGUCAGCGAUAUGAACGGGGUAAUAGUCAGUUUUAUUUGUGGCGCCGUUGGUUUCAUUAGGGAAAAAAUUGCUUCUAAAGUCAGCAGCAAGACUUGCCAAUGCCAUAUCUUCUUCUUGCUUUCCAUGGGAAUUUUAGAUUACAGAACUCAAAGCUGAUCAUCAAAAAGUUCCCGUUUAGGAAGUGGCUCGCGCUCCCUCAAAAUUGUCACCGAAAUGGGGCAAUCUGGCACUUAUCACAGUGGCGGCGCUUCUCCAUUCGGCCAAAGUGCCGCAACCGCGGUGAGAGACAGCCGGGAACGUGAGAAGAAAGAGAUGAGCGACUUGAACGACAAAUUGGCCAGUUAUAUCGAGAAAGUCCGAUUUCUCGAAGCACAGAACCGCAAAAUCGGAGCCGAUCUUGAUUCGUUGAGGAAUAAGUGGGGAAAAGAUACUCAUAAUAUCAAGCAGAUGUAUGAGAGCGAGCUGAAAGUGAGUUUGGAAAAUUUUAGAGAACUUUAAAAUGACUUAUUUGACGUUUCAGGAAGCCCACAAGCUCAUUGAUGACACAACAAAGCAAAAGGAAGAUUUGUCCAAAGAGCUAAAGGAUUUGCUGGCAGAAGUCAACAAUUAUAAGCUAAAGUAAGACUCUAAAACUUUUAAAAGGGUUUUAAAUCUGUUUUAGGUAUUCCGACGCACAACGCGAAAGAUCGGCGGAGAAAGAGCGACUCAAUGAGAUCUUGACAACUCUCUCCAAUCUCGAAUCGGAGAUUCAUUAUUUCCAAAGAAAAAUCGCUCGAUUAGAAGAUGAGACAAAAAGAAUCAAGGGAGAAAAUCAUCAGCUUGUCAUGGACCUGCAACAAGCCAGGACUGUGAGAUUUUUAUUUGCAUUUUUAUAUUAUUAUAAUAACGGUUUUACUAUAAAAGCCAGGGAAUUUUAAAAAAACAGAGGCCGAAUUUUGCCUAAACUUUUCAAAUAAAACGUUUCAGGAGCUAGAUCAAGAAACUCUGAACCGAAUAGAUCAUCAGAAUCAGGUCCAAACCUUGCUCGAAGAAAUUGAAUUCCUUCGACGGGUUCAUGAGCAAGAAAUCAGGGAGCUACAGCUGGAGGCAGCUCGAGAUACAACUCCAGAAAAUCGCGAAUACUUCAAAAACGAGUUAUCAUCCGCUAUCCGCGAUAUUCGCCAGGAAUAUGAUCAGGUAAGUGAAAAAGUCAUCAUCUUGAUCUCUUCCGAGAUUGAAAAGAAAUUGAAGUUAUAAGAACGGCCAAAAAUAUUGAUCUUUGCAGAUUACAAACCUGAACAAGACCGAUAUGGAGUCGUGGUAUCGUCUGAAAGUGCAGGAGAUUCAAACCCAGUCAGCUCGGCAGAAUAUUGAGCAGGGGUAUGCUAAGGAAGAGGUGAAGAGAUUGAGGGUGCAACUGACCGAUUUGAGAGGAAAAUUGGCCGAUUUGGAGAGCAAGGUGAGUUGCAGAGGGAGAGUUUAUGAAGAUGUAUGUUUUGGAGGGAGAAUUUGAAAAGUCGGAUUAAGGCAACUUGACCGGGCAGAUUUGGUCAACGUACUGUCAGUCUGUCGGGAAGAUAAUGAGCACUCUACCGCAUCGAUAAUCGCAUCGCCGCUGAGAAAAUGAAUUAUGUCGCGGCAAAAUCAGAUUGCUUUACACUUCAGGCGAUGCGAACGGCGAAUUGACAUUGUACUCGUUAUUUUCCCGACAGACUGAUAAAUGACACCUGGCAAGUUUAAAUACAUCGUAGGCAGUUUUUAACCCCGUAGACUUACUCUUGGCCCUCUCAUCCUUUGGUUUCCUCCGAAACAUUCCAAACAUUGCUCUCUGCCGGCUCGCUGUUUACAAAAUAAACCCGAAAAAGUAGGAGACCAAAAAUUAUCCGAAGCCCUUACAACGCGUUUUUUGUAAUUUUCGGAGUUUUAUAUUUUCCCCACAGACUAAUGUACAGGGCAAAAAAUUUUGAAGUUUCGCAUAGUGAGUUUUUGGCAUGAGGUUCGAAGACCUUUUCUGGUGAAAUUCCGAUCUCAGCGGUUUCGUCUAGAGAGGAUUUUCUUGAGUUUCCUUGGCCGUGUCGUCUACCCUCUUUCGGUUUCAAAAGUCAUCCGAUAAUUCACCUUAUUUCAGAACGGAAUGCUCGAAAAGCAGAUCCAGGAGCUCAACUACCAAUUAGAAGAUGAUCAACGAAGCUAUGAGAACGCCUUAACCGAAAAAGACAAUCAAAUUCGCCGUGUUCGCGAUGAGUGUCAAAAUCUCAUGGUGGAACUGCAAAUGCUGCUGGAUACAAAACAAGUAAGUGGAAGGUCAAAAAACGAUAUAAAAUGAAUCUUCAGACCCUGGACAACGAGAUCAAGAUGUAUCGAAAAAUGCUGGAUGGAGAGGACAGUCGGCCUGGGCUGCGACAACUGGUGGAUCAGGCAUUGGUCAAAAAGGAUAACGGUUUCCAUGCCGAGAGCUGUAUGUUUUUAUGGCUUGAUUUUCAAGUAGAUUUUUUAGUAAACGAAGCCCGCGUUGACGCCACUCGCCAUUCCUAUCAACGCUCCGCCAAGGGUAAUGUCUCAAUCCAAGAGGUCUCCCCCGAAGGAAACUAUGUCAUCCUCAACAAUACCCAUCGCUCCAAAGAGGAGAAGCUCGGCGAUUGGAAGCUGAGAAGGUCGAUUGACGGCGGCGGAGAGGUGGUGUUCACAUUCCCCAAGAAAUUCGUGCUACGUCCCGGGAAGUCGGUGAAAAUCUUUGCCAAAGGGAAGGGAAUUAACUCGCCGCCGGAUCAGUUGGAAGCCGAGGAGAUCAAGAGUUUCGGCGCUGGAACUUCGGCGCAGACCAUGCUUUACAACAAGGAUGGAGAGGUGGGUUGGAUCCAUUAUUUGUCGGGAAAAUAAUGAGCGCAAAGAUUUUUUAAUAAUUUUUUUUCAGGAACGUGCAACUUUCAUUCAAAGGGUCUCCAAUUAA